Molecule: messenger RNA, 1977 nt
Organism: Orbicella faveolata
Lineage: Eukaryota; Metazoa; Cnidaria; Anthozoa; Scleractinia; Merulinidae
Product: sodium-coupled monocarboxylate transporter 1-like
Biological process (GO): transmembrane transport; sodium ion transport
Cellular component (GO): membrane
Molecular function (GO): symporter activity
Source: RefSeq, a predicted model, not a curated record
AAUUGGUUUGGUUUUGGUUUUACAACACUCAAUUGAAAACCACUCUAUAAAAAGUUAAGUACAAUAUUACUACUGGGCAAAUCUUUGCUGUCUCACUAUGAUGAACACAUACUGUAUUUGUGUUUCCUCUUCAGGGUGGAAUGAAAGCUGUAAUAUGGACUGAUGUAUUUCAAGGAGUUGUUAUGUUAGGAGGCAUGAUAACAAUCAUUAUUGUUGGGACAGUUAAGGUUGGUAGUCUGGGCAAGGUGUUUGAUGUUGCUUACAAAGGACACAGACUUCAGUUAAAUUUCUCUGUAGAUCCAACUCGCCGAGACACAUUCUGGGCUUUUGUUAUUGGUGGUGCUUUUCAAAUGCUUCCAGUUUAUGCUACCAACCAGACCGCUGUCCAACGCUUCCUGACUUCCAAGUCUUUCAAGUCAGCGCAAAGGGCUGUCUGGAUGAAUCUGCCGCUCAACAUUUUCAGUACAACAAUAACAGUUUUAACAGGCCUGGUUAUCUAUGCAUUUUAUGCUUCUUGCGAUCCUAGAACCACUGGAGAGAUAUCCACAGAUGAUGAGGUACAUGUAAUUUUUUAUCUUUUUGAGCCCUCAAGGCAAGUAUUCUACAAGCUGUAGAAACUUGAGAAGAAAGCUUGUCAUGAUAAUUUUAUGUUAAAACCUUAUGCAUCUGUGAAAACGAUAAUGAUUAUUUUACUUGAAUGUUUCUUCAGUUGGGAAUUAAAAAUGCCAAAGAGUUAAUUCUAUAUGGAUUGACCUCAGGAGAAUUACUGCCAGGGACUCUCUCAUAAAAGUGGCAUGGGAAGUCUCAGAAAUUUUGAAAGGAAUCUCUAAAAGGCUAAAAUAACAGAUUGAAUCAGCAUUUUUGUUCCAUCAUUUUUAGAAUCUGCUAUUAACUACGUGUAAAAUUAAGCCAAGUUACACAAUUUACUGGCACAAUGAAUCAAACAGGGCUUUGAGAGAACACAGAUAACACAAGCUUCUGUUGGUCAAUUCAUUCUGUUUGUCAUUCAUUUACUGUUUUUAUAUGAAAAGGCCUCAAUUGUCAGAAGGGCAGUGGAACAAUAAUAAAUAAAUAUUAACCAAUCAUAUCACUUCCGGUACCUCAGUUAUUCUUAAUACAAUUAAUUAUCCAGCUGAGAGCUUAAGUUUCAAAGGUACAAGGAAAUUAAACACUCAAUGAGGUGUAGCGAAGCUGGGUAUCACUCAUAGAUUUACAAAUUGAGAAAUUAUUAUUUCAACUGGUAGUGAUACUCUUGCAAACGAUAUCCUAACUUUUUUGACAUAUGUUUACAUAGAAAAGGAAUCCAAGAUGGGUACUGAAUAAAUCAUAAAGACAUGCUUAAGCAUUGUAUUCAGUGGAAAAACAACAAUGGUGCAUAAACAAUCACAUUCUCCUAUUUGCAAUGGACUGUGACAAGUUGGGAAACAGCCACUUAAAUUAUAUAUUUGUGUUUAAAUGCUCCUUCAAACAUUCCAAGCUUAACCGUACAAGGAACUUAACCUGACCUUAACAUGUUUUGCAAUAAUUUUACAUGUCACGUCUGCUGAUAUUUAUUGAAUCCUUGAUGUUUAUUAUGUGUUGUGCAUAAGUUCACUGCAUGUAGUUUCAAGGAUGAAAGUUUUUUACAGAGGUUAUUUUAAAAAGAAUUGGUUGUACACUGUCAGCGGAAGGUUUCAAUAAAUCAAUAAUUCACAGCUUACAUGUAUAUCAGUGACAUCAUUAGCCACCUAGAAGAAACUAUUCUAAUAAUUGACAAGUGCUAAGUAAAUAAUUUUUUUUUUGCAUUCUUACAUUGUAUAAAAUCUCUGUCUCUUUCAUAUCAUUAUUUCCUUGCAAUACAGAUCUAUCAAUCCAUAAAUUUCUGGCAUCAGCACGAAAAAUUGGUGAAAAAUAUAACUUAUAAAUUCUAUGAAAACUUUGUCUUGCCAAUUCUUGUUCUGUAACCAAAUCCCAAAAAUGUGUAAUUGGUAUGAUGGC